AUGGGGUACGAUUGCAGCAACUCCAUGGGGUACAAAAAAGAACCCAUUUCUACCAAGAAACCGAACCCACGUCUGCCAUACAAAAUGCCAGUCAUGCUCCCCGCGGCGUGCCAUGACAAUCCGUUCGUAGCGAACAUGACGCUAGGACCUCUCGCCAUCGAUUACGUGCACAUCCACUACUGCUAUCUGUCCGGUCUGCCGUUUCUUUCGUUCGUUCUAUUGAUCGUGUGGCUCGCCGCGCUCUUCUACUUCCUUGGCAGUACAGCAGAUGGCUACUUUUCGCCCACCUUAGCAAGUCUCAGUGACCGUCUCGGGCUUCCUCACGAUGUCGCGGGUGUCACGUUUCUGGCCUUUGGCAAUGGCGCUCCUGACGUGUUCUCAGCUAUUGCAGCGUACAGCUCGGGGGUGCGGGAGACAGGGGUCAACGAGCUACUGGGAGGAGCGAUGUUUAUCUCUACGGUCGUCGUAGGCGGCGUGGCUCUGACUAGUGCUGUGGAAGUGCAGCGCGGCGCGUUUCUACGGGACGUGGGGGCGCUCGUCGCUUCGCUCUUGUUGUUCCUGCUGCUUGCUGUUUGUCGCAACCGAGACGAUAUGUGGAGUACCGCAGUGUCUGCGGUCACGCUGCUGGCGUUGUACGGGAUUUACGUCGGCAGUGUCGUCAUUUCAGCCUUUGUGGCGAGGUACAACGCAGCUCGAGACACUGGUGGUAGUGCCAAGAUGGCAGGCGGAUCAAGCUUGAUGAUUGCAGCGUUUUGGCACGCUUUGUCGCCGAGAGGGAACGAUGCGAAAGGAGUGAAGAGGUUUGGGCAGCGAGGGCAUAAUGAUGCUUUCGUCAUGGGAUCUGAAGGUGACAUAGAUGUCGAGAAUACAGCGGAUGGAGAUGGAGAGGGCAGGCAACAGGAGUUGAAGAAGUUGGGAGUGUCUCCGAUUCGUGAAGUAGCAGGUCCCAGGUUCUCAAGUCGAGUGUAUAAUGAUCACUUUGACGUUGAGGAGAACGACGCGUUGUCGUCUCCGCUAAUUGCCGAAAGCGAGCGCGAUACCGACAAUGACAGUAAGCAGGUGCUGCCAAAGUGGCAGCAGCACAUGCGCUUGAGGUGGCGUCUGAAGCGUCGCGUCAUUCGGAUAUUUAUGAGUAAUGAGCCGCUCGUGAUAAAAGUGCUGUGCAUUCCACAGGCGGCGCUUGUUCUCUUGCGAGAUGUCACCAUCCCUCUUUUUGAUAACGAGUCAUGGUCGUGUUCGAAGGCGUGCCUAUCGCCUAUAACUGUACCACUAUUAGUCGCAGCAACAAGCGGAUACACCAACAUUGACAUCUCUGGCGGUAGAUUCUCGUACCGUGUACCGCUCUGGCAAGUUCUCGUGAUUGUGGGUAGCUUCGUAAGCGGCAUCGUUGCGCUCUACACGCACCGGUCGCAUGCACCUCGUUCGUUCAAAUUGUCGAGCUUACUACUUUCCCUGGCAUUUGUGGCUUGUGUAUGCUGGAUUUAUGCUGUGGCGAAUGAAUUAAUGGCGUUGCUGGCUGCAGUGGGCUAUAUUACGCAUAUUAGCAACAGCUUGUUGGGGCUGACAGUGCUUGCGUGGGGAAAUUCUGUAGGCGAUCUCAUCACGGACGUAUCAGUGGCUCGCGCUGGUUUUUCGCAAAUGGCUAUCGCUGGAUGUUUCGCUGGUCCAGUUUUCAACAUACUGCUUGGUUUGGGACUUCCCAUGGUACUUGCAUUCGUGUCCGGGCGCAGUGAGAUUUUGUCACUGGACGCCCACGCUCGGAUAUCAUUGGUCUUCCUUUUCGUUUCGCUUACUUCAACACUGGUGGUCUUUGGCCACUACAAGUACCACUGUCCAGCAUGGUACGGCAAGCUUCUCAUCGCUUACUACUGCGUCUAUUCGCUUAUAAACCUGGUUGUGGCAGUUCGAGUGGGGCCAAUGUGA
This is a messenger RNA of Peronospora matthiolae, 1923 nucleotides long. NCBI's taxonomy places the organism in Eukaryota, Oomycota, Peronosporomycetes, Peronosporales, Peronosporaceae. The record is from the annotation of a GenBank genome assembly.